AUGGUGGAGUUUCGGGAGGUUGCCGAAAAGCGAUACCUGUGCUGCCACCAAAGUCGGAGCACCCUUCGAAGGAUUGCAGUAUACGUGGCGGGUCCAUUUCCGGAAACAAAUAAUAGAAAUCGUUAUAUUCUUGUCGUCAUGGAUUACUUCAGCCAGUGUCCUGAAGCAUACGCCAUUCCAAACCAAGAAGCCAAAACAGUCGUAGACCAAAUUGUCUUCAACUGGGUGAGCAGAUUCGGCGUUCCAUCAGAACUGCAUUCUGAUCAGGGAAGGAAUUUUGAAUCAAACAUAUUUCAGGAAGUUUGUGGGCUUCUUGACAUUAUCAAGAAUACAAGAAUAACAGCACUCCACCCACAAUCUGAAGGCAUCGUCGAACGAUUCAACCGAACCCUGAAGGAACAUCUUUGCAAAGUUGUGGAUGACAACCAACGAGAUUGGGAUCGACACAUUAUACUGUUUUUGAUGGCGUAUCGAAGUGCAAAACAUAGCUCAACUGACCAUAAUCCGUCUGACAUUUUGAUAGGAAGGAACACCAGACUGCCGAGCGAAAUAAAAUUUGGAUGUCCCACGUCGGAGCCGCAAGCCGAGGAUGACUACAUUGGUGACCUCAGAGAAAGACUCCUGCAGUGA
Eupeodes corollae is the source of this 630-nucleotide messenger RNA. Its product is annotated as protein NYNRIN-like. Bases 1 to 630 code for a protein of 209 amino acids. The transcript has a single exon. Gene Ontology annotation, biological process: DNA integration. The record is from RefSeq and is a predicted model, not a curated record. Gene Ontology annotation, molecular function: nucleic acid binding. NCBI's taxonomy places the organism in Eukaryota, Metazoa, Arthropoda, Insecta, Diptera, Syrphidae.